This is a messenger RNA of Labrus mixtus (cuckoo wrasse), 568 nucleotides long. RefSeq names its product small nuclear ribonucleoprotein polypeptide E (gene snrpe). Gene Ontology annotation, cellular component: U1 snRNP; precatalytic spliceosome; U4 snRNP. Gene Ontology annotation, biological process: mRNA splicing, via spliceosome; spliceosomal snRNP assembly. Lineage: Eukaryota; Metazoa; Chordata; Actinopteri; Labriformes; Labridae. Gene Ontology annotation, molecular function: RNA binding. The transcript is spliced from 5 exons. The record is from RefSeq and is a predicted model, not a curated record. The coding region runs from base 135 to 413 and encodes 92 amino acids.
GGCCCCCAAACACGCGGAAGGAAACCCGCCAUUGAAGCAAUCUCACAACGUGAGCGUUUCGUUAAAGUGCGCCUCUGAAAAGGUGCAAUUUUUUUCACACAAAUACCUACUGCUGGUAUUGUCUAAUCGGAGAAAUGGCGUACAGAGGACAAGGACAGAAGGUGCAGAAGGUUAUGGUGCAGCCCAUUAACCUAAUUUUCAGGUAUCUGCAGAACCGCUCUCGGAUCCAGGUGUGGCUGUAUGAACAGGUGAACAUGCGGAUAGAGGGCUGCAUCAUUGGUUUCGAUGAGUACAUGAACCUGGUCCUGGAUGAUGCUGAGGAAGUCCACAUGAAGACUAAGAACAGAAAGCCUCUGGGGAGGGUCAUGUUGAAAGGAGACAACAUUACCUUGCUGCAGAGUGUGUCUAACUAGGACAACGGAGACCAACUAAUCAUCGUCCUUAUUUUCUCUUUUGUUUUGUUUUUACAAAUGUUUUUGAGUUGUUCAUGUUUAUUUUACAUGAUCAUUGUAAUCGAUUUGGGCUACCAAGUGGGUACAUUUUGAGAAUAAAGUUGUUUUUUUUCUUA